Molecule: messenger RNA, 4800 nt
Organism: Prinia subflava (tawny-flanked prinia)
Lineage: Eukaryota; Metazoa; Chordata; Aves; Passeriformes; Cisticolidae
Product: metastasis-associated protein MTA1-like
Exons: 7
Coding region: 1-498 (165 amino acids)
Source: RefSeq, a predicted model, not a curated record
AUGAGAAGUAUUAAUGACAAAAAGGAGAACCUAAAAGAUGCAGAUCGACAUUGUGAACUUGCUGGGAAUCCUCUGAAGAUAAAAAGCACCAGAAAGCCACUGUCAUGUAUCAUUGGGUAUUUAGAGAUACAUCCUGCUGUGAAACCCAAUGUAAUCAGGUCAACACCAAGCCUUCAAAGUCCAAGUGCAAAACGACUGCUUGCACCCUCCAAUCACUCUUCAUUAAGUAUUUUGGGGAAAAGAAACUACAGCCAUCAUAAUGGGCUUGAUGAAUCGUCCAGCCAUACAACAAGAACAAUCAUGCAUGCUGCUCCCCACAUCCACAUGACCAAUGGCAAGGCCUUGCAAGCCAGUGCAAGUGCCAUUAAGACAAGCACCAUUCCAGUGAUCAAGAGGCAGAGGCAAAAUUGGCUUGAUGCUUCAGAUGAUGGUUUCUUUAUAGCUACAGAAGAGACCAGUGCUGAAGCAGUUAGAAACCUUCUCACGAAAAAUCCGUAAGAAGUUCACCAGAUCACAGCUGAAAAGAGCUUCCAGAACACCUUGUUCUCCGAUCAUUGCAAAGACAAAGUCUCUCAUGAACAAUAGGCAGGCCCGAACAGAGCCAGCACCCAUCACACUCUGAAGAUAAAACAGCAUCAGCACCAUAACAAUGUCAAAAUCAUGUUUAAUUGUGAAUGCAGACAAAACAGGACUCCCCACAUCUCUGAGACAGAAACAUUGUGUGGACAUCCUGUGGCUGGGUUCUGUGUUCUGGGCAGGAUCCAAGAGCAGCCCUUGUUUUCCCUCAUCUCUGCAAGGGCUACUUCUGGUUCACUGCACAGGCCUAUCCUGGAUUCCUUCCAUUCUCAGACAUCAGUGUUGGCUGGUCAGGGAGGGGCUGUUUGCACUGGUCCCACUGAAUGGAUGCAGAGUCCACCCAUCACAUUUGUUUAUGCCUUCUAGUGGCUCAACAAAAACAUGAAGCUUUCAAAACUAUUGCGGUUUUGAAACAACUAAAGCAGGAUUUAGCCUUGAGGGGUUGCAUUUUCAAACAGAACUGCAAACUUGGAGUGUUCAUAUUUUUUCAGUAUUUGCUUGAGUCACCUUGGACUUGAUUUUCUAAACUGAAUGUCCACAGGGACAAGGUAUUGUUCAGCAGUUCUGAAACUUAGACUGAAUUAGGAGAUGCCCAUAAUUAGUGGCCAAUUUUGGCCAAAUAUGGUCAACAAUAUGUUGGCCAUAUUAGAUUUGGUUCAAAUCCUGGAAAGUAUUAUGUGUGACAGUGAACAUCCAGCUGGACUAGCUGCAUGUGUAGGAACUGGUCCCAUUGUCUCUAUAUUUGAAAGCAUCCUCCUGUUUUGCAUUUCUUGAAGUCUAUUCUGAAUAGUGAAAACCAGCAGAACACCAUUCCCAGAAAACAUGAAGAAAUAGGUUAUUUCCUAUUAGUAAUGUCUCUCCAUAAAAUAAUUUCUACAUUUUUAUGUCUGGAUAAAAAGAGGUCUUGCAGAAUGCUUUGAGUUCAUAAAUGUAAGGCUACAGAUGGACACUUACCAUGGAGAGACGAUGUGCCUUUUGAAACUAUUUGUAGGAAACUGUCAGUCUCCCUGAAAGUGGAAAUGGCAACAGAGGCAGGUCUUUUUUUCUACUCAGGUACUUACAGGUGAACAAUCUCUGCCCGACUUUGAAAUCCAGAGAAAACCAGUGUGUAGCACUGCGGUGUGAACCUAGUUGGCAUAUGUUCAUCAUCUGAGGCAAGUUGUCCUUCAAUAGGUUUGGAUUCCAUAUGGCUUUUGAAGAUGUGGUCAGAGACUGAACAUGUCAUAGCAAACUGAGAUGAGCUUCAAGACAUUUUUUUUCCUCUCUUCUAACUAGGUAGCUCUAACAGUAUAGUACAGAUGUGAGGUUUUCAUCCAGUUGUAGAUAUGCACCCAGAUUUGUGGUUAGAAAGACAAGGAUGUAAGAGACAUCUCACACUUCUGGGUGAUCCCCCCGAAAUUAUUUCCCCCCAUGCAUUUUAUUGUUUCAGUCUGAAACAGCGUCUCAGCCUAAAACCAACCAUACUCCAUGUGGAAUUUUGAGCUCCUAAGAGAGUGAUCCAGAUGCUUCUUGAAAGAAGAAAGCACCCUGACCUCUUGAAGCCACUUGCUGAUGAUUUUCCAUAAUGAUGGAUCCAGGUCUUGUCUACUGUCCCUCACCAGCAAGAAACGGGUGGAUAUGAAAAGAGGUUGAUGACAUGAAGUGCUUGAACAUUUUAGUGAAUGUCAUUGAUUCAGACUCAGUUGGAGAAGACCUGGGAUUCAUCUGCCUACAGUACUUUCCAGUACCCACUGAAAUGUGCAGCCCUAGGAGUUUCUUCUAGGCACAGGAUCUGCUUUUCCCUCUAAACAGGAGGGCUUUUUAUCACAUUGGAGACAACCUACUCUUAUUAGUAAGAAUUGCCUUUAUUAACUGCAACAUAUGGAAACACCUUCUGUAUAAUAGCUUCCUCACUCAUUAGAAUAAAGAAAACAUGAUUAUUCAGCAAUCUGUUUGACUGAAAGUAUGAAAAACAUGAACAUAACGAGCUUUGUCUCCCUCAGACAUCAGUGAAAUCACACACCGCAGACUCAUUUUCAAAGUGUUGUUAGCUGUAAGGUGGUAGAUUUUUUUACCCUGCCUUAUUAAGCUUGUACUCAAAUGAUUUCUUUUAGUCAGUGUGCUCCAGUGUCUAGACAGUAUUUUGUAAAAGCUCUGUGUGUUUCUGCUUUUGACAAAAGUAUUAGUAUCUGUAAUAGUCUGACGUGAAGUCAUUUUUCCUUCUUUCUCUCUGAGGAGAGAGAGGCUGGUGACAGAGCUCCCUGUCAGCAGCCAGCCGCCUGAUACCAUCAUCUUUUGCAUCAAAUAGCCAAGGUAAGGAAGACUCCUCUGCAGCUGCAAGCUGAGGUGCUUCUUCUGGACACAAUGGAAAUAAUGUUCCACCUCUGCCCAGCAGAGCCAUUUCCCAGAUUGCAGCCUUGGAGUGGCUGAGGCAUGGAGGAGAUGGAUUGCUGGAAUAACUUCUGCUCUGCCCUUCAACUGCUCUGCAUGCAGCUGCUCUGAGCUCCUCCCUCCUACACUGCACUCAGUGCACGGAGAAACUGCACACCCUGUAUUGCACCUUAGUUUUUACCUGCUCUCUCUUCAUCUUACCUGUCCCUCAAGAUGUUCUCCAGAGAGGGAUGCAGGACUUACCUGUGAAUUUCGACUGAGAGCGUGGAUGGAAGAUUUGCUGAAGCUGUGUUCCUCCUGCUGGGUUUGGGCAUAACGAUUUAAAUUUUUUGUAGAGAUUGUGAAACUCCUCAUCACAAUAUCAUGCAAUUCCACGCUUUCUGUUGAGUUAAAAUAUUUUUCACUGGCUGUGUGCAAAGAUGACACAUUCCUGUGUACACUGAAACAGUAUAUCCACAACAAAUCAGAGCUUUGCACUUUUUUAUCAAUCUUCCCAAGUUAUGUAUUUUAAAACCAGCCAACAUAUAUCAGUCAUCAACAAUGACACUGAGUAUAAACAUGAACCUUGUAAGCAAGGACAAGAAGUUUGAUACUUACCAUGAUGUGAGUGAAAGAAUCUGGGCAGCAACAGCGCUGCAUUUACAAUAUGAUUUAUUUUUCUGUUAGCUAAAUAAGAAAUCCUUCUGAAAAUUUGCCUCUCCACUUACAAAUAUGGGGCUAAAAAACAAUGCAAAAUGCACAAUCUCUUUGUGUCCAGAGGCCUCAUAUAGAAAGUAGGAAGAUUGUUUCAAUGUUUAAAAUAUCUAUGUUGCCAUUUUCAACGAUAUAGCUGCUCUGCUCUCUUGAAAUAUUCUGUAUACUAUUAGCAAAUUAUUUUUAAAGGCCCCAGCUUAGUGAUGGGAGUUUUGAUUCUGUAGAAUGGAAAAAGAAGGUUUUGAAAUACUUCAGAUUGCUUGAAGUAUGUUGGUCAUAUGAAAACAUCUUUAAAACCAGUGUUUUGUUUAAAGGCAAAUACAGCCUUCGUUUCUGCAGUCCAAACCUUGCAGCAUAUUAUGAAAAACUGGGAAUUGGAACUGAGAUGUAGAAUGAACAAGGAUUAGAAAUUGUAAAAUGGAGCCUGCACUUACAGAAUGUGCACUUUUUUAGUAAUCUAAAGUAAGAUUUAUUUUUUAAUAACUAUAAUUUCAACAGAGAUACUUUCCUAAUUAUGAAGGCUUAAAUAAAAUGGAAUGGCUGCACAGUAGUUUCUGAGAUAGUCACAGCAUAACACACCACAGCCUUUUGGAGAGAGCAAUUAUAGUCCUUCAGAAAUACUAUAUUACUGGACACAGUGUCUUUAUGUAUGUGUACUGCUAUGGUAAUGGAAUUGUUAGAAUACUUUGGAAAUUUCAGCAAAAUAAUAUUCAUUUUUCAUUUUCUUUUGAAGCUUCUUUAUAUAAACCUGUGUUCAUAAGUCAGAGGGUUUGUCAAAGAUCUGAGUUUAUAUAACUGCAUAGUGGAUUUUUUUGGAGUAAGUCAGGACUUUUUUAUUCAAAUGUUGCAUGUUGAGGGAGGAAACCUAAUUUUGGAAUACAUGGGUUUUGGAUAAGAGUUUUGAGGUUGUACUAUAUAGUGAUCAACAAAUUUACAGUGUGCUCCUGCUGCUCAUAAAGAUUUAACAGUUGGUAUUGAAAUACAGUAUUGAUUAAAUAAAAAAUAAAAAAGUAAAAAUUAAAGAGUUGUCUUUUAAAUUUUCUGUUGUUUAGACUAAAAGUGAAUUGCUCAGUGGAAUGGUGAAACUGGGAAGCUCGGUGCUGGGUGCUUGAGAAUGUGGAACACCUUAGAAUGAAACAGUACUCUUUGAUUUGCAUUAAA